This is a messenger RNA of Rhopalosiphum padi (bird cherry-oat aphid), 1804 nucleotides long. Its product is annotated as E3 ubiquitin-protein ligase RNF185-like. Gene Ontology annotation, molecular function: ubiquitin-like protein conjugating enzyme binding; metal ion binding; ubiquitin protein ligase activity. The transcript has 6 exons. Gene Ontology annotation, cellular component: endoplasmic reticulum. Bases 263 to 814 code for a protein of 183 amino acids. Gene Ontology annotation, biological process: ubiquitin-dependent protein catabolic process. The record is from RefSeq and is a predicted model, not a curated record. Lineage: Eukaryota; Metazoa; Arthropoda; Insecta; Hemiptera; Aphididae.
UAUAAUAUUAUUAUAUCUCAAGCUUCCCCGUGUUCUAAUUUUGUGCAAUUUUGGUUUCAUUUUGUUCGGACUUCGGUCUUGGGUUUGUCUUUCGUCGUCUAUCAGUCACGACUCACGAGACACGAAUCUGUUGCCGAAUCCCGGAGUGCAUGUCCGACUAUUGACAAAUCAUAUUUUACCCAUUGAAAUCUGUAACGGACUUAUAGAAAUAGAAUAGUCUGAGCAGAUACGUCAUAUAUUCAUCUGGUCACUGGUCAACGCAAUGGCAACUACUAGCAACGAGUCAGAUUCUUCACGAAAGAACACAGACAAUAAAGAUAAUGAUAGCAAAGAUGAACAAAAUAACAUGUUUGAAUGUAACAUAUGCUUGGAUAAUGCAAAGGACGCAGUUGUCAGUGUUUGUGGCCAUUUAUUUUGCUGGCCAUGCUUGCAUCAAUGGUUAGAAACUCGAUCAAGUCGACAAGUAUGCCCUGUGUGUAAAGCCGUUAUAAGUAAAGAUAAAGUAAUACCAAUUUAUGGACGUGGAAAUACUAAACAAGAAGAUCCCAGAAAUAAAGUGCCACCUAGGCCUGCUGGUCAAAGAACUGAACCUGAUGCUAAUACUGGAUUUCCUGGUUUUAACUUUGGAGAUGGCGGGUUUCAUUUGUCAUUUGGAAUAGGAGCAUUUCCUUUUGGAUUUUUAACAUCGUUUAAUUUCUCUGAUCGUCCACAUGGAGUUCCAAUUGCUGGUCAAUUACAACAAGAUGAUCAUUACUUAUCAAAAUUGUUCUUGUGGAUUGCAGUAAUAUUUAUUAUUUGGCUAUUGUUAGCGUGAUUUACUUAUACAGUAUGUUUUCUUUUUAUUAUUAUUUUAUCAUUUAUUGAAUUACUAAAGUAAGCACUUCACAGUGGCUUCUUUUAUUUUAUAAUAAUUUUAUUCACUAUCUAGUUUUAAAUCAUUAACUAUAUAAGCUUUUCAAAUUGUCUCUUCAGUUUUUAUUUUUUUGGUGCUUAGUCUGAAAUCCUUACUGUGAUUGUUAGUUAUAUUAUUAUUUUUAUAGUAUAAAGAACUUAAGUUAUAAUUUAGCAUUAAACUUUUUAACAAUUUGACAAUUAUUAAUCUAGGGUGUCAUGAAUAUUCUUGGAAAAGGCAAUAAUUUAAUCAGUUCCAUGUUUUUAAUUAUAUUACAUUUUCCAAGCAAAUAUUAAUUUUUGUAUUGUAUAAUGUUAUUAUAAUUGAAAGUAUUUAUUUCCAAUUUCACAGUCUAAUUGUUAUUUAAUUACUGUUUGUGAGUAUUGUUUUAUUCAUUAUUAUGAUAUUUAUGAUGGUUUGUUUUGAGUUAAUUAUUAUUAUUAUUCAUAUAGUAUAAUAAUUUGUUUUGAUUUGUUAUGAUAAAACUAAUCCUUUUUUUUCAUUGUAUUCAUCUCCUUUAAUGUAAGAUUAUUCAACAUAUUGUCUGUUAUCCAUUACACCUAUUUAAUAUUAAUUUUUUUCUUCAUUUAUAUGCUCCUAAUUCAGUCCACUCUAAGAUAUGCUUAAAGAUAGACUAUAAAUAAAAUUAAUAUUGAAUAUAUUUUAUCAUUAAUCUUUCUUAAGAUUAUUAACUAAUUUUGAUUGACGAUUCAUCAUUGGAAACUGAAAAGGUUUAUAUCAGAGGUGUAUACAUUAAUUAUAAGUUAUUUGACUACUCUUUUUUAUUUAUAAAUAUUUAUUAUGUAUAUACUAUGUAUAACGUGUGUUACAUAACUAUUUUAUUAAUAUAAUUUCUAUAAUUAUGACAUGACAGAUUACAAUCUGCAGAUUACACUUUCUAGUUUUAUUAAA